AUGGAUUCCUGGAUAUUGUGGUUCUUGCUCUUGCAAAGCGUAUUCCAGUACCCACAGCCUGUGGGCGAUGGUUUGGAUGAGGCAACGCGUCUGCGCAUGGAGCUGCGUGCAAAGCUCCAGGAACAGGAGAGGAUUCGUCUGGAGCGGGAGAUGGAACAGCUGGUGCUGGUGCAGGGUGUCACAUUCUGGGGAGACCUGCACUGGUCUGCCAUGCAGCCCUGGCAGCUCUGGACGUUUUCUGGGCUCUUGGUUCUUCUCUUGACCAUACGGUUUUUGUGGGGGAAAAGAAGCCACAAGGCAGAGAUCAGUGGUGAGAAGGAAAAGGAGGAGGAGGAAGAGGAAGAGGAAGAGACACGGGAAUAUGAUCUGAGAUGGCUUCUAGAGGAGCGCAUACAGUGGCCUGUACAGGACCUGCGGACAGGCUGCAACAGGACAAUGGCCCUGAUGAACAACUUCACGUCUGUCCUUAGGCGUGCCUUGAGUAUGACAUUCUACCCAGUGCUGCAACAAGCCAUUGGUUUUGGCAGUGCCUUUGAAGGUUGGGCUGCCGCUAAGGAGGAAGUUGUGUACCGUGUGCUCGUACCCCUGACUCCUCCCGUAGGCCACACCUUCCACCUGGAGCGUGACCCUGACCAGCAGUGGACCGGCAGGAAUUUCCGUAUCCACGUGAAGCUGGACUGCCAUUGCCCAAGGGAGCAUCAGGGUGCGAACCCGCUGUGCUUCCUACACCACCCUGAUAUAGUUAGGGAAGUGACUGGGCAGCCCAACCUCCUAGACUUGCUGUGCACCGGCUCCUACCUUGACGUGAAGAAAACUGUCGAAUGGUUCUGCACACUGGUGACAGCAAGCUGGCGGCGUUUGCCUCAGUCACGCAGUUGGCAUUUAGUGCAGCUGCCCUCCAAACGCUCCUGCAACCUCAAGCUGACCAACAGCCAAGAAAGCUUCCAGGUUAGGGUGCUGUUUGGGGUGCAGCGAUACAGCUCAGACAUCUUUAUCAGCAGCCGGUCUCGAGGGGCCCACACCCCAAGCACGAUGUGGCCUGAGACCUACACUGUGGCAGAGACAAAAUUCUUCAAGCACGUGGCCGGGCAGGCCCCCCAGGACAGCUCGCACCUCAAAUGCCUGCAGCUCCUUACUGGUGUUCUUGUGCGCAACGACCUUUCCAUCCAUGCCAUCAAGACAGUCGUCAUGCACCUGCUGAACACUGUACCAGUGACACAGUGGCACAGGAACUAUUUCCUGCUUCAGCUGUCGGAUGUCCUGGAGCAGCUGCGCUUAUCUCUGGAAGAGAGAUACUUGGAGCAUUUUAUUGUGGGCAACCAGAGGCUUCCGGAGGAGAUCAGGUUGCCCGCCGAUGUACAAAGUGCUAGGCCACUCAACGUCUUCCACAGCUUCACGCAAGAUCCGGCCGCCCACUCUCAGGCGAUGGAAGCCUACCUUGAUCUGCGCCAACGCCUGGCAAGAGUGCUGGCCUAUGGCCACUGUUAG
Molecule: messenger RNA, 1488 nt
Organism: Hirundo rustica (Barn swallow)
Lineage: Eukaryota; Metazoa; Chordata; Aves; Passeriformes; Hirundinidae
Product: inositol 1,4,5-trisphosphate receptor-interacting protein-like 1
Exons: 1
Coding region: 1-1488 (495 amino acids)
Cellular component (GO): membrane
Source: RefSeq, a predicted model, not a curated record